UCACUGCAGGUGUAUGAACAGCAUUGCUUCUGCAACCAAAGCCUUUACUCACCACAUCUUAGGAAGAGAAUGGCCACUUCCUGGGGGGCAGUCUUUUGCAUGCUGGUGGCAUCCUGUGUUUGCACCACUGUCUUCCACAGAGACCAGCAGACAUGGUUUGAGGGUGUCUUUCUGUCUUCCAUGUGCCCCAUCAAUGUCAGUGAUAGCACCUUAUAUGGAAUUAUGUUUGAUGCAGGCAGCACUGGCACGCGAAUUCACGUUUACACCUUUGAGCAGAGAAUGCCAGGACAGCUUCCAGUUCUGGAAGGAGAAAUUUUUGAUUAUGUGAAGCCAGGACUUUCUGCUUUUGUAGAGCAACCCAAGCAGGGUGCUGAGACUGUUGAAGGACUCUUGGAGGUGGCCAAAGAGUCAAUCCCCCAGAGUCACUGGAAAAAGACCCCAGUGGUCCUAAAAGCAACAGCGGGACUCCGCUUACUACCAGAACAGAAAGCCGAAGCUCUUCUCUUUGAGGUAAAAGAAAUCUUCAAGAAGUCACCUUUCUUGGUACCAGAUGACAGUGUUAGCAUCAUGGAUGGAUCCAAUGAAGGCAUCCUGGCUUGGAUUACUGUGAAUUUUCUUACAGGUCAACUGCACGGUCACGGCCAUGAAACUGUGGGCACUCUCGAUCUGGGGGGCGCUUCCACACAGAUCACGUUCCUUCCUCAGUUAGAGAAAACCCUGGUUCAAACCCCACGGGACUACCUCACUUCCUUCGAGAUGUUUAACAGCACUUAUAAACUCUACACUCAUAGUUACUUGGGAUUUGGAUUGAAAGCUGCAAGACUAGCAACCAUGGGCGCCCUGGAAACAGAAGGGAUUGAUGGACACACCUUCCGAAGUGCAUGUUUGCCAAGAUGGUUGGAAGCAGAGUGGGUCUUUGGGGGUGUGAAAUACCAGUAUGGUGGCAAUCAAGAAGGGGAGAUGGGCUUUGAACCCUGUUAUGCUGAAGUGCUGAGGGUGGUCCGUGGAAAACUUCAUCAGCCAGAUGAGAUCCGAAGAAGCUCCUUCUAUGCCUUCUCAUACUAUUAUGAUCGAGCCGCUGAAACCAACCUGAUCGAUUACGAAAAGGGGGGAGUUUUGAAAGUCGAAGACUUUGCAAGGAAAGCAAGGGAAGUGUGUGAUAACCUGGAGAACUUCAGCUCAGGCAGUCCCUUCUUGUGCAUGGACCUCAGUUACAUCACCGCCUUGUUGAAGGAUGGCUUUGGCUUUACAGACAGCACUGUCCUACAGCUCUCAAAGAAAGUGAACAAUAUAGAAACAGGCUGGGCCCUGGGGGCUACCUUUCACCUGCUGCAGUCUCUGGGCCAGUCCCACUGAGGACACACCUUCAGAGGACAUGUCCCUCAGAGGCCACAUUUGCUGCUGCCUUUGCAAGGGGAGGGACGAAGACCCCGCCGUGUUUUAGCCGAACUGGGAACUGCAUCUACUGGAACCCCAGCUGACUUCAUCAGAGGAGGGGCUUUGUUGGUGGAUCUUGCCCUUGAAUUGAGAGAUGU
This is a messenger RNA of Suncus etruscus (white-toothed pygmy shrew), 1535 nucleotides long. It is a transcript of the gene ENTPD5, whose product is annotated as ectonucleoside triphosphate diphosphohydrolase 5 (inactive). The record is from RefSeq and is a predicted model, not a curated record. Gene Ontology annotation, biological process: nucleoside diphosphate catabolic process. Bases 70 to 1356 code for a protein of 428 amino acids. Gene Ontology annotation, cellular component: membrane. The transcript has 13 exons. Lineage: Eukaryota; Metazoa; Chordata; Mammalia; Eulipotyphla; Soricidae. Gene Ontology annotation, molecular function: UDP phosphatase activity; GDP phosphatase activity.